CAAAUACUUAUCCAAAAUUCUCUCCCAAAUCUCAAUCUCUCUCUCAUAUAAAUCAAAUAAGAAAUCAGAAACCGCAGCCUCGUUCGUAUCCACAAUCGCAAUCGCAAUCACAAUCACAAUCGCAAUCACAAUCGAUCGAUCUUCAACAGUAGCAGAUACGAUGUCGAAAUCGAGGAAUAUUCCGAUUCCGAUUCCGGCAAGUCUAACGGCGGCGGUGCUACUGCUACUGGUAGGAGCAGCAGUCGGAAAUGGCGGCGAGAUCGGCGUUUACGAGCUGAAAAAAGGCGACGGUGAAGUUGCGGUGAGGAUUUCCAACUACGGCGCAACCGUUUUGUCGCUCCACGUCCCUGACAGGCACGGGAAGCUUGACGACAUUGUUCUUGGCUUCCAAUCCAUUGACGACUACAAGAACGAUACAGCCUAUUUUGGGUCAAUAGUUGGGCGUGUGGCGAAUAGAAUCAGCGGUGCGAAGUUCAAUUUGAGUGGCCAGGUGUACCAUCUACCCCCAAAUGAUCAUGGAAAUACCCUUCACGGUGGGACGCAAGGAUUUUCCGACGUUGUUUGGAAAGUUCGUGAGUUUGUUCAAAAUAGUCACUUGUCUCUUACUUAUGACAGCCAUGACGGAGAACAAGGUUUUCCGGGCAAACUAACGGUGACGGUGACGUACUUCCUCAUCGGCCGGCGGACCUUCGCCAUCAGAAUGGAGGCGACGCCGCACAACAAACCAACUCCGGUCAAUCUCGCCACCCACACCUACUGGAACCUCGCCGGCCACGGCAGCGGCGACGUCCUCUCCCACACCCUCCACCUCCACGCCGCCGCCGUCACUCCGGUCGACGCCGCCCUCAUCCCGACCGGCCGGGUCGUCCCGGUCCAGGGCACGCCGUACGACUUCCUCCAGCCGCGCCCCAUCGGAAGCCGCCUCGCCGCCCUCCCCGGCGGCUACGACAUCAACUACGUCGUCGACCGGUCCGCCGCCGCCGGCCACCUGGCGAAGGUGGCGACGGUGAGGGAGGCGGCGAAGACCGGCCGGAAAAUGGAGAUGUGGAGCAACCAGGUCGGCGUUCAGGUGUACACUAGCAAUAUGCUGAACCGGACCGCCGGGAAGGGCGGCGCCGUCUACGGCGUCCACGCCGGACUGUGCCUGGAGACGCAGGGAUUUCCCGACGCCGUGAACCGGCCGAAUUUUCCGUCGCAGGUGGUCCGGCCGGGGGAGAAGUAUUUGCAUGUGGUGGUUUAUAGGUUCACGGCGGCGUAGGUUUGGUCGGCUCGGCUCGGCUCGGCUUCCGGUGUGCGGCGGCGCUGGUGGUGCGGUUCAAUUUGUGCGCUCUCUCUCUAUAUAUAUGAUUUGUGAAAUGUUAAAAAUGUACGGAUGUUAUCAAUAAUAAUAAAAUAAUACAAUUACGAAUAAGAAAAUUUGGGGCA
Andrographis paniculata is the source of this 1425-nucleotide messenger RNA. RefSeq lists its product as uncharacterized. The transcript has 5 exons. The coding region runs from base 161 to 1258 and encodes 365 amino acids. Lineage: Eukaryota; Viridiplantae; Streptophyta; Magnoliopsida; Lamiales; Acanthaceae. Gene Ontology annotation, molecular function: carbohydrate binding; aldose 1-epimerase activity. Gene Ontology annotation, biological process: glucose metabolic process; beta-D-galactose catabolic process via UDP-galactose, Leloir pathway. The record is from RefSeq and is a predicted model, not a curated record.